AUGCAUAUUAGAUUAGAUGCAACAACUGCGACCAACAGAAUAGUAUUGGAGAGAGGUGUGAAACAGGGAGACACCAUACCACCUAAACUGUGUACUCUAGCACAAGAAGAGGUAUUCAAAAAUCUGGAAUGGGACACCAAAGGCAUUAGCGUAGAUGGUAUCAGACUAAACCACCUCAGAUUUGCAGAUAAUAUAGUUCUAAUUGGUAAAAACAUCACAGAACUAGAUGAAAUGUUAAAUGAAUUACAUCUAUUAGCUGCAAAGAUAGAACUGAACAUAAACUUUAAUAAAACAAAAGAAGUGGGUAAAAUGAAAUGGCAAUGGGCUGGCUAUGUUGCUAGAGUGGAUAAAGACAGAGAAGUGGUUAAAUACAGCACAAAAGAGGGAGACAUGGAAAAGGAUGAGAGAGACCUAUAUCCAGGAGUAGAUGAAUCCGAUGUAAAAUUUGAAGAUUGGUGUAAUGAAAUAGUUUUGCAAUAA
Sitophilus oryzae (rice weevil) is the source of this 480-nucleotide messenger RNA. RefSeq lists its product as uncharacterized. Bases 1 to 480 code for a protein of 159 amino acids. NCBI's taxonomy places the organism in Eukaryota, Metazoa, Arthropoda, Insecta, Coleoptera, Curculionidae. The record is from RefSeq and is a predicted model, not a curated record. The transcript has 3 exons.